Messenger RNA from Symbiodinium sp. CCMP2456, 393 nucleotides. NCBI's taxonomy places the organism in Eukaryota, Dinophyceae, Suessiales, Symbiodiniaceae. The record is from the annotation of a GenBank genome assembly.
AUGUGCAGCAGAUCCAAGCUUCGCGUCUCGCAUUUGCUGCAAUCCGGAGUGAUGGACCUGUCGUCACUUGGGGGUGAUUCCGACUAUGGUGGCCACAGCAGCGCCGUACAGGAUCAGCUGACAAAUGUGCAGCAGAUCCAAGCUUUUGAUGGUGCAUUUGCCGCAAUCCUGGACAAUGGUUCCGUGGUCACCUGGGGUUAUUCCGACUAUGGUGGCGACAGCAGUGUGGUACAAGAUCAAUUGCGAGAUGUGCAGCAGAUCCAAGCUUCUUGGGGUGCAUUUGCUGCAAUCCUGGGUGAUGGAUCUGUGGUCGGUUGGGGCAGAGCCAACUGUGGCGGCGACAGCAGUGUGGUAGAGCAUCAGCUGCGAGGUGUAUGCAGUAGAUCCCAAUAA